AUGCCGGAAGGGAACCAAUCGUCUAUCUUGUUUUUCAGGCUCCUUGGGUUUCAAAAUCCCAACAGCCUUAAAGUUCCUCUUUUCUGCUUAUUUCUUGCAAUUUAUAUGUUUAUUAUAUUGGGGAACCUAUUAAUUAUGAUUACGGUUAUAUCAAGCCGAAAACUCCAAUCGCCUAUGUAUUUUUUCCUCAGUCAUUUAUCUCUAUGUGACGUAUUCUUCACAACCAAUAUAAUCCCAACCAUGCUACAUAUAGUAAUGCUGGAUGUGAUCUCUAUGCCUGUGCUUGAGUGCUUCCUACAGUUCUAUCUCUUUGGUUCUUCGACGUCUACAGAAUCUUUUCUACUUACAGUGAUGUCAUAUGACCGGUAUUUGGCCAUCUGUGACCCGCUGCAUUAUUUCACCAUUAUGGACUUUCGUCUCCGACUUCUGUUAGCGAUGGGGUCCUGGGUAUUGGGCUUUGCGCUAACAUUAAUUCCUGGCAUCCUAGUGACCACACUACAGUACUGUGGUCCCAAUGUCAUUGACCAUUUCUUCUGUGACUUGGCUCCUUUCUUAAAAUUGUCGUGUUCUGACGUGUAUGUGGUACAGACAGAAAUCAUUGUCUUUUCGGUUCCUAUAAUCCUCUUACCAUUCCUGUACAUAAUAACCAGCUAUGUCAACAUUUUUGUUAGUAUUAUGAAGAUUUCUUCUACAACCGGAAGAGAGAAAGCUUUUUCUACAUGCAGUUCUCAUUUAACCAUAGUGUGCAUGUACUAUGGGACACUAAUCAUUGUCUAUAUGGUGCCAGCAAAUGGACACUUUUCGAGCCUGAACAAAUCAUUGUCUCUGCUAUAUAUUGUAAUAACACCGUUACUUAACCCUGUGGUAUAUAGUCUACGUAACAAGGAGCUACAGGCUGCUAUGCAGAAAAUAAUUUGCAAUAAAAUUCCAGUCUAA
Bufo bufo (common toad) is the source of this 936-nucleotide messenger RNA. Its product is annotated as olfactory receptor 11A1-like. Gene Ontology annotation, cellular component: membrane. Bases 1 to 936 code for a protein of 311 amino acids. Gene Ontology annotation, molecular function: olfactory receptor activity; G protein-coupled receptor activity. The record is from RefSeq and is a predicted model, not a curated record. NCBI's taxonomy places the organism in Eukaryota, Metazoa, Chordata, Amphibia, Anura, Bufonidae. The transcript has a single exon. Gene Ontology annotation, biological process: G protein-coupled receptor signaling pathway.